Messenger RNA from Colletotrichum navitas, 2007 nucleotides. RefSeq lists its product as uncharacterized. The transcript has a single exon. The record is from RefSeq and is a predicted model, not a curated record. Lineage: Eukaryota; Fungi; Ascomycota; Sordariomycetes; Glomerellales; Glomerellaceae. The coding region runs from base 1 to 2007 and encodes 668 amino acids.
AUGGACCCCAAUGCCGCCGCCCGUGUCGUCGGCGAGGCAGCCGACAGCAGAACCUCGGCCGGCGAUCCCUUCAUGAAGAUGCCCGUCGAGCUUCACAAGUUCAUCCUUGACGACCUCGACGACCGGCGCGACGUCUACGCCAUCAGCCGGGCGUCUCCCAUCAUGGCCAAGACCGCCCGGGGCACCCACGGCAUCCUCGAGCAGCUUCUCCAGACAGAGCUCGGCCCGGCACAACUGCGCGCGCUCCUCCCCGACGCGCUCGCCGCCCUCAUGUUCCCGACCGCCCUCUGGUAUCCUUCCGACGCCGCCAAGAAGGCCGCGAUCCUCCAGCACCUCCGGGACUGGAAGUCGAACCGCCUCGGAGACCGCGCCAGCGACGACGACAAGGCGGCCGCGCACGUCUUCAUCCAUCGGCUCGCGAUCCCCUUCGCCGAGGACUUCGCCGCCCUCACGGGGACCGUCGACAACGUCGACGACCAGAUCCGCCUGCCCGCGUGGGCUCACGACCGACGGUCCAAAAAGGCCCCCCGGCCCGCCGCGGAGAUCUGGCGCUACGAGCCCGAGGAGCGCGUCCGCCUUCUCCGGGCGUUCUGCCGCUUCGAGCUCCUGAGCAAGGUCAUCCGCGCCCGCCCCGGCGCUCAGCUCUGGACCCUCGCCGAGCAGCGCCACAUCUUGAACGCCUUCUUCGAGGCCUGGGAGGUGGAGGAGGUCCUCUGCGUGCAGAUGUACGUCGGGGAAAUGCACACCAUUCUCUUCGAGACGCACGUCGUCGACGUCCUUGAUACGAUGUCUUCCAUCUCCAUCAUCUCCCGCCUUCUCGACCCUGCGCGCGUUGGUCAAUCCGUCCGUCUGCGCCGCGGACCGUUCGAGGACUAUUACGAGGCUGAUGAUGACGAGACCAAUGAAUACAAGACUGACAAAGACGAGAUCGACGAACACCACGACGAGUCCCAUACCGCGUCCGCAGGUAGCGACGCCCACACGGACGGUUCCUCCGAGGUCUCUUCCUCCCCCUACGACGACGACGACGACGACGAAUCCUCCGCCUCCGACUCGGCCGACGACGACGAGACGGCAUGGUUCACCAAGACCGGCACCGAGCCCAACCCCGGCACCCCCUGCGCCAAGUUCGAGCUGGCCGGCCACGAGAAACACGCCACUUUCGUCAAGCAGACGGCGACCUUCGGCCUCGCCUUCCUCAAGCACUUCCUCCGCUCCGACGCGCCGACCUACAGCCGCUGGAUCCGCGCCCGCGGCCGCGUUCUCCUCAACGGCAUGGCGGACCCCGACGAGGCCGAGUACUUUGGCCCGCACGGUGCGCGCCGCGCCGUCGACGGCGGCGUCGCUUGGCUCUCCUUCCGCAUCCUCGACCCGACCCAGCUCGACGGCGACAACGCCGCGGCCAGCCCGCCCCGGACCAACGCCGACCUCGCCUACGGCCGCACUCCCGGCGGCGCCCGCGAGGACGACGACGACGCCGCCGCCGCCGCCAAUACGGCCUGGCGGCACCUCGACGCGACGAACCCGCAGCUGCGCGAGGCCUUCCGCCGCUGCGGCUGGGUCUUCUGGUCCGACGCGCGCCUCCGCCGCAACGUCUUCUGGAACCGCCGCCUCGACGUCUUCUCCCCCGGCGCCGCGCCCGGGUGGCUCCACCGCCCGGGCGGGAGGGCAGGAGACCUGGCCAUCGUCACCCCCGACGAGGACGGCGACGGGGGGCGCCGCGGCGAGUACUUCCUGCCCCGGUUCGAGAUCGACGCGAACAUGGCGUUCGCCAUCGGCGGCGCGGCGUUCGUGCUCGGCCUCAGCAGCGCGGCCGAGGCGAAGCUGCUCUCGUUCCUGGGCGAGAACCGCGUGCGCCGGGGCAGCGCGCUGUUCCGCGAGUACCCGUUCGACCGCCUCCGUCGCGAGCGGAUCCCGCUCGCCGCGUGGGAGCAGUGCGUGGGCGGCGAAGACCCGGCGGUCCCCGCUGGCGCCGUUGAGGUGUUUGACGGCAUCUUCUGGGGCUAA